AUGCACGGCAUGAACGACGAGGAACAGCUUGAACAAAGCCAUCAGGAUUGCCUCGUUCGGGCCCAUGCAGUUUUGGUGGAAUGCCAAGAGUUCAUGCGGAGCUUCGAAGACGGCAAGUGGAUGGUCAAGGCCUUGAAGAAAGACAAGCACGCAGAAACAUUUCAAGUUCUGCACGAAAGCUUAACCUACAUCUUCCAGAAUCUCCAUCUAGAGAUCGACUACCACUCCCUCAAGAAACAAAGCGCUCAAGCUGAAAUGAGGGACGUCGCGCAUGUGGAGGAUCAACUGGCUUCUGUAGCGGCCAACAUGGAGGUGCUAGUGUUCUUGAGAAUGCCAGAGAAAACAAUCUCUUGGAAGGCGACAGUGAAACUUCCACGGGGCCUGGGACACCCCCCCCACACCCGCAUGGUGCCAAAGGGGAGCAUGGACAAGAAGAGAAGAACGAAGGAUGCCACCGGUGCCAUCCACCCUCAAGCAAGGCUCACACCUGGGCGGCCACCGAAGCCCGGCGUGAACGCUACAGCGGUCCAAUCUGUCGCAAGCAAAGCUGUCAAUGGAAGGGCUCUAGGGCCUUCCCUCCACAUUAAGCCCUAUAGUCAGAGCUAUGGGGUAGGGCUAGCCGCAGGUGUGAUGGCAGGUGGCUGGCUAGCGGAUGCAGGUUUAGCGAGCGGGGCAAGCGCCGGAGAUGGCGGGGCCAAGCGCGGCGAAUAUGAGGUCUCGUUCGGGGAGGGGCCGAUGGGGAUGUCCCUGAAAAACGUCGAUGCCCGUGCUGAGGUAUCGAAGACAGAACAAGGGGGGGCUGCUGCUGCCGCUGGUGUGCGCCCCGGAGACAACGUUUCCGGCAUAAAUGGAAGGAUUCCGUUGGGUUAUACGCAAGUCAUGGGUACUUUGCCUACCACGCCGCGCCCUGUUCGAAUCUGCUUCACUCGGGGCCAAGGUUCAACAAUAAGUCCCGGAGGACCUGGGAAGAAAUCACACGCAUCGACCUGGGCUUCUAACGCUGUAACUGCUGGGGUCCACCAUCCGGCGGGAGACAAAGGGGUUCUUCUGGAGAUAUACGCGCAGGCCUCCUUGUCAUCAACAACCUGGGUGCGAAGCCAGGGGUGGGACGAACUUCCUCCGCCAGAGACAGAAGAUUGUGCACAGGCGGAGGGUACAACCAAAGAAAACCGUUCAGGAAGUGACAUUGGGUUGGAACGCUGGUCUGGUGUGCGCAUCGGGAGAAAAAACAAGGUUGUAGAAAUCCGCCUUCCGGGAAACGGGAUGGUGGGCGUGCUUCCGGCAAGCACAGGUUCUUUGGAUGAGCUCAGAAUCCUCGAGCUCCGUGAAAACAGGCUUGAAGGGAAUAUUCCGGAGAGUUUACGAUACCUUCAAAAGCUGACGAAGGUCGACCUCGCACACAACCUCCUGGAAGGGUCGGUCCCAGGGGGCGAUGCCCGCUGGAUAGGCAGUAUGUCCGUUCUUUUACUGCAGUACAACAAGCUGUCAGGUCAUAUUCCGAGCACGCUGGGGCGCCUUGUUAACCUGACGCAGCUUGACCUGAGUUUUAACCAACUUUCCGGCAACAUCCCAUCCGAGCUCUCCAAUGCGCGGGCCCUGGAGGUGUUAUCAUUGUGCAACAACGUGCUAAUUGGACCAGUGCCAGAGUCGUUUGGAGGUUUGACGAACCUGAAAGUCCUCAAUGCUUCAAACAAUAAACUCGCAGGCCCACUUCCGCAAGGAUUAGGACGACUGACGCGCCUCGAGGUGCUGUCACUGCAGCACAACCUAUUGAACGGGAGCAUUCCAGACGACACACUCUCCAGUGAUUCCCUUGUCUUCGUAGACGUGUCCUUCAACGCCCUUGAGGGGAAGAUCCCGAACAGCGUUGGCGCUUGCUCGACAAAUCUCACCUACUUGGACAUGAGUAGGAAUUCUCUGUCGGGCGAACUUCCUUCGAACAUUGGAGGUGCUUGCAAGCUGAAGAAGCUGAACCUAGAGAAAAACUCGAUCGGAGGGGCUCUGCCGACGUCAUUGGCAGAAUGCAAGGCUCUUGAGGACUUGAACAUCUCCAACAAUCAACUGAUGGGUCCCCUUGUGCACAUUCCCUGGGCAAACCUGGAGAAUCUCGAGCACCUUCUCCUGGGAAAUAAUAAGUUGGAGGGGACCCUUCCCGCCUCUUUUGGCAGCCUCAAGGCACUAGUGUCAUUGGACUGCAGUAAGAAUCAGCUUGCAGGCAACAUACCACGAGAAUAUCACAACCUUCAAAGCUUGAAGCUGUUGGAUCUCUCGGGCAACAAGAUAGCUGCUGGCUUGCUGCAACGCGGUAGCUCCUUCAGGGAUAAGAGGACCUUGAAGAAAAAACUGAGCGAAUGCGAUGUGCGCUUCUGA
This is a messenger RNA of Ectocarpus siliculosus, 2370 nucleotides long. Lineage: Eukaryota; Phaeophyceae; Ectocarpales; Ectocarpaceae. The record is from the annotation of a GenBank genome assembly.